Molecule: messenger RNA, 375 nt
Organism: Ananas comosus (pineapple)
Lineage: Eukaryota; Viridiplantae; Streptophyta; Magnoliopsida; Poales; Bromeliaceae
Exons: 2
Coding region: 47-229 (60 amino acids)
Source: RefSeq, a predicted model, not a curated record
ACAAAAAGACGCACGCUUGUUGAGUUCUAAUUCCAUUCGAGCCGCGAUGGAGAAGAAACUCAGCCUCCUUCAAACGGUGGCGGCGGCGGGUGUCUUCUCCGCCGUCUCCUUCUGGUACGGGUUCAUGUUCGGGAGAGAAUCCGCGCGCAAGGAGCUCGGCGCGCUCAUCGAGGAGCUCCGCCGCGGCAACGCGUCGUCCCCCGACGAAGCUCCUCAUCGUAGCCCCUGAGCAGGUACGAGAGUGCCUGUUUGUGCCCUAGCUCUCCGCUCUUUACUCCUCUAAAGUAUCUAGAAUCUGAAUUUCGUGCGUUUUCUACACUAUUGACCUAAUGAUCAAAGCGUCAUAAAAAUUAUAAUUUUAAAGAUCGUGGGGCG